AUGGUCAGCUCCUGUUGUGGCUCCAUCUGUUCUGACCAGGGCUGUGGCCAAGAGACCUGCUGUCAACCCUGCUGCUGCCAGACCACAUGCUGCCGCCCCAGCUGCUGUCCGACCACCUGCUGCCGCCCCAGCUGCUGUGUGUCCAGCUGCUGCCGCCCCAGCUGCUGUGUGUCCAGCUGCUGCCGCCCCAGCUGCUAUGUGUCCAGCUGCUGCAGGCCCCAGUGCUGCCCAUCUGUAUGCUGCCAGCCCAGCUGCUGCCACCCCAGUUGCUGUGUGUCCAGCUGUUGCCAUCCAGUCUGCUUUCAGACUACCUGCUGCCGCCCCAGCUGCUGUGUGUCCAGCUGCUGCAGGCCCCAGUGCUGCCAGUCCCUGUGCUGUAAGCCCACCUGCUGCCGCCCCAGCUGCUGCCAAACCACCUGCUGCAGGACCACCUGCUGCCAGACCUGCUGCCAACCCCGCUGCUGCCAGACCACCUGCUGCCGCCCCAGCUGCUGUGUGUCCAGCUGCCGCUGCCCCAGCUGCUGUGUGUCCAGCUGCUGCCGCCCCUGCUGCUGUCUGCGUCCAGUCUGUGGCCAAGUCUCCUGCCACACCACCUGCUAUCGCCCAACCUGCAUCAUCUCCACCUGCCCCCGGCCCCUGUGCUGUGCCUCCUCUUGCUGCUGA
Messenger RNA from Nycticebus coucang (slow loris), 663 nucleotides. Its product is annotated as keratin-associated protein 4-12-like. The record is from RefSeq and is a predicted model, not a curated record. Gene Ontology annotation, cellular component: keratin filament. Lineage: Eukaryota; Metazoa; Chordata; Mammalia; Primates; Lorisidae. Bases 1 to 663 code for a protein of 220 amino acids. The transcript has 2 exons.